AUGACAGAAUUUUCACAGGACAAACAUUUUCAGCCAUCUCCUCAUUUUGUUAUGAAUAUUGGUACAAUUACUUUGAAAUAUGACGACCCUGAUAUUGCAUUAAACAAAACAGAACUACUCGUCCAGUCAUUCAGAAAAUCUUAUCCUCAAUCUUUAUUAGCAUUAACAACAUUGUCUCCUCUUCUUAUUCGUGGCACUAAAUCUUCAGUUGAUCAUGUACGUAAUGAUAUUAUGGAAUAUAAUCGUUUGUUGACCUCUGUUGAUGGUGUUGAUAUUAUCAAAGUGAACUAUGAUAAUAGAUCGAUGGAAACCAACCUAUCAUCUGAUAUUUCUGAUCAAGAGUGUUAUAUUGGUGGCUAUUCUCUUUAUAGGCGAGAUCGUAAUCGCCAUGGGGGUGGUAGUCUAGUCUGUGUUAUUGCAACACUCUGUUAUCGCGAUGGAUACUGA
Molecule: messenger RNA, 447 nt
Organism: Didymodactylos carnosus
Lineage: Eukaryota; Metazoa; Rotifera; Eurotatoria; Philodinida; Philodinidae
Source: the annotation of a GenBank genome assembly